Messenger RNA from Stylophora pistillata, 1496 nucleotides. Its product is annotated as transmembrane protease serine 11D. Gene Ontology annotation, molecular function: serine-type endopeptidase activity. Gene Ontology annotation, biological process: proteolysis. Lineage: Eukaryota; Metazoa; Cnidaria; Anthozoa; Scleractinia; Pocilloporidae. The record is from RefSeq and is a predicted model, not a curated record.
GGCCACUUGCAUCUUUAGAAAAUGACCCAUCUUCACAGAGAUCUAUUCAGGCAAAGAUCCAAGAGCUUGAUAUAUACCGGUACACGGGACGAAUGAGAACUCCCUGCUGGGGUCCUACGAACUCAUUUGUUUGGGUCACCUAAUCGUUUCCUGACAGACAAAUAACGGCGGGUGUUUUGUAGCGAAAGUUUAGACCUCACCACAUACAACGUUACAAUCUGUGUGGGUGUACUUCGUCCGUGGGCUGCAAAAUUUGGUCAAACUCGCAUAGGAACGGAGUAAAACUCGCACAGAACGAUAUUUUUCGCUUUUCAACUGGAGAAGUACGCGAUCACGAGCUACAGUGUCCAUUCGGAGAAGACAUACCUUUGGGGACAGAAGUUUCGAUACAUCUUAGUAAUUACUUAGGAUGCUUUUUGGAUUGUGUUUUAUCUGUUUGAGUGUUCUUCCGCUCCUUGGCAAAUCGUCGUCAUCUUCGACGGAUUUUGCUUUUCCUCAGGAUUGUGGGCUCAGAAAGAUACGAAACAGUAGAGUCGGACGCGUGAAAAGGAUUGUGGGUGGCUCCCAGAGUUUUCAGGGAAAGUGGCCUUGGCAGGCUGCCUUGUUUUUUCAUGGAAGCCACUACUGCGGCGGCGCAAUCAUCUCUGAUACCUGGAUAGUAACUGCUGCUCAUUGUUUCAAUCCCCGCACUUCCAAAAAUCCUGCUGACUGGACGGUAGUCCUUGGAGAUCAUCACCACGUAAAACGAGAUGACAGGUUUGAACAAAGACGAAACGUGGUCAGCAUCAUAGUCCACGAAAAUUACAAAUCCAUGUACUUUGAGGGAAUUGAGGAUAUUCCACCCGUGAAUGACAUUACGAUAAUGAAACUUAACCGUCCGGUUACAUUCAAUCACUACGUACAACCAGUGUGCUUACCACGCCCAAGUGACGUUUUCGCACCAAAUGAGGAGUGUUACGUGGCUGGGUGGGGUCACACGGAGUGGAAUGGCGCACAACCAGACAUUCUACGCGAAGCUAAAGUUAGAAUCAUUUCUCGAGAGGUGUGUAACCAGGAAAAAUCCUAUGAUGGAAAGAUUCACGGGACCGCCAUGUGUGCGGGAUAUCCUGAAGGUGGAAGAGACGCAUGCGAAUAUGACAGUGGCGGUCCGCUGGUUUGUGUGAAGUGCGGGCGUCAUUACGUCGCGGGGCUGGUUUCAUGGGGCUAUCAGUGCGCUUUACCGAACAAAUACGGCGUUUAUGCAAAUAUGACAGUGCUUACACCGUGGGUUAAGGACAAAAUAAGCAGAUUUGAGAGGGAUAGCGCUUCAAAAACACCCCAAAAAAUGUAACCGCUACACGUUUGCGAAACCUCCUCAUUCGCCCCACGUUUCGCAUGACUGUGUACAAAGCGGGAAAAGAGGCUAGGGAGUCAGGAACUGGGUCUACCCCAUGGGGUCGAGGCUAAUUGUUAAAUUUUUCGGGAAAAAUAAACUAAAAAAGCCGAAAAAAGUUUUC